AUGCUACUAACUAAAGUUGACCCGCGUUCUAUUCUUUUUCUAGUCCUUCUAAGUCAGGAUCAGGUCUUAUCCCUUACUCCACCUAAUCUUGAAUACUCCAAUGAACUGAGUUCUAGCAGAGCAACAACACAGGGAGAAUUUACAGCGCCUUCAGGCUUGAUUUUAUGGGAAAAAUUUUUUGAUGAAGUGGCGUCAUUUUUCUUUGGACAACAACCAAAAUAUCAAGAACCGAAUUUCCACAAACAAAGGAAUGUUGCUAAUGAAGAAUCAGUUCGCGUAGCCAUGAUUAUUAACAUCUUUGACAUCCUGAAUACAGUAAUGGAGGAUGAGGGAAUCGUAUUCACAAACCAACGUCUCAAUAAUACGGUUGGGGUGCCAGACUUUAUUAGCAAAAAAGGGGAUCAACUCAUACUGACAAUAGAAGUCAAAAAAGAAUGUGUUUUGCCUCUUGAUGAUCGAACAUUUCCCGAUUAUUUUGCUGUUGAUCCUACAGCACGAACGGUUAUAUCACAAGCAUAUACGUAUAUGGCUAAUAACAGACUUCGAUAUGGUGUACUAACAACAUAUCAUCAACACUGGUUUCUAAAGCGACAAGAAGGAUCCAAAAUAUUAUAUAUUUCCAAAACACUCGAUCUUCAAUCUGAUAACCCUACGGUGCUAAAAGCAUAUGCGUAUCUUGCAAAGCAGGCAAAGGAACAACCUUUCUGUGAACAUCCUGACGUUAUAAUUAGGUUGCCGAAUGAAAAUUCUCAAUCGGAACCACCGUUUCGUCCACGUAAGAACAAUUCUAACAGCGCUCCACAAGAAAGAAUGGAACCGCCAGGCUCAGGGAAUUUUCAGUCUGGCAAUUUCGUCGGGGAAUAUCUGGGUUAUGGCAGGAGUGGAACUACGUUCAGUUGUAAAUACAAUGGAGAAGAUAUAGCCCUAAAACUUACUGAUUUGUCAAAAAAGAAAUUUCUGUUGCCGGAACUGUUAAAAGAGAUAGACAUCUAUCACUUUCUCGAGGAUCUUCAAGGGUUGUUCAUACCAAAAUUGGUAGGCUAUGGAUACAUGUGGGGUAAUAUGUUUUUCGCUAUUGCGACAACCAUUGUCGGCAAAUCGUUGGAUCACAGUAUGACCAUUAACAGAAAGCAGGAACAGAAUGCUUAUAAAGCAUUAAUUGAAAUACACAGACACAAUGUUCUCCAUAACGAUAUCCGAAAAGAAAACAUUAUCCUUAGCAACGACAGGAAGAGCGUUUUUAUUAUUGACUUCGGAUUAGCAACUAUCGAUAAUAAUAAGGUAAAACAAGAAAAAGAGAUGGAUCAGUUGCGCUGUUUGUUAAAAGAGAUGGUGGCAUAA
Messenger RNA from Paraglomus occultum, 1341 nucleotides. The record is from the annotation of a GenBank genome assembly. Lineage: Eukaryota; Fungi; Glomeromycota; Glomeromycetes; Paraglomerales; Paraglomeraceae.